Messenger RNA from Phragmites australis (common reed), 690 nucleotides. RefSeq lists its product as uncharacterized. The record is from RefSeq and is a predicted model, not a curated record. NCBI's taxonomy places the organism in Eukaryota, Viridiplantae, Streptophyta, Magnoliopsida, Poales, Poaceae. Gene Ontology annotation, molecular function: DNA binding. Gene Ontology annotation, biological process: transcription by RNA polymerase III. Gene Ontology annotation, cellular component: RNA polymerase III complex.
AUGGCGACAAAGAUAGGACCUCAGAGGACACGAAUCCUCUACAGUACUACAGAUGAUCCCGAUCCAACCUCAGGCAUAUCUGCUGUAAAAUUACCAAAGGAGCAUGAUGAACCAUGGGAUUACACCUGUACCAAUUAUCCUGUUAUUCUGCCACUGAGAAGGCCCUACUCUGGAGAUCCAGAUUUUCUUGAUGAAGAGGAGUGCGGACAGUCUUCUUCCAGCAGAGCCCAAGAUGGUAAAUUGACUGCAGCUGAAGAACUUGGUCUGAUGGAAAGGGUGCAUAAACCGCAGUUGCUCUUCUUCCAGUUUCCUGCUUCUCUUCCUUUACCAAGGCAGGGUGACCCAGUUGCUGAAACAGAGACAGACACAAAUGUGGAUGUUAAUGCAAAAUCCAAGGGAAACAACAGGAAGAGGAGACAUCAUUCCAUCCAUGGCUGUAAUAUGAAGGAGCUCCCUUGUGGCCUCAUGGGGAAGAUACUCGUGCAUAAGAGAAAGAGUGGUAAAGUGAAGAUGACUCUUGGUGAUGCACUAUUUGAUGUUUCAGCUGGCCCAAAUUGCUCAUUUGCUCAAGAGGUUGUAGCGAUUGACUCCAGGGAGAAGCACUGCUGCAGCCUAGGAGAGGUCGGAAAUCGUGCAAUUGUUACACCUGAUAUUGAUUCCUUGCUAUAUUCUAUUGAGAAGAUGGAGUAG